This is a messenger RNA of Gracilinanus agilis (Agile Gracile Mouse Opossum), 593 nucleotides long. Its product is annotated as paladin-like. The transcript has 4 exons. Lineage: Eukaryota; Metazoa; Chordata; Mammalia; Didelphimorphia; Didelphidae. The annotation marks the transcript as partial. The record is from RefSeq and is a predicted model, not a curated record.
AUGGAGGUCAUGGGUCCCUUCCUCUUGGGCUCCCAGCAGGAAUGCAUCUUCUUCUGUGUCCGUGAGGAGCCUGUCCUGUUUUUGCGCAUGGAUGAUGACUUUGUGUCAUACACACCCCGGGACAAGCAGAACCUACGUGAGAAUCUCCAUGGCUUCAGCCCAGAAGUACAGGUGGAGAGCUUGGAACUGGCCAUUCGGAAAGAGAUCCACGACUUUGCCCAGCUGGGGGAGAACACGUACUACGUGUACCAUGACCCGGAGCACUUCCGGGAAGAGCCGCACUCGGUGCAGGUCCGGAGCGAGGACGACGUCCUUGUGACGGAGGAGGUGUACAAGCGCCCCAUCUUUCUGCUCCCGUCUUACAGGUACCACCGACUGCCUCUGCCAGAAGAUGGGGCACCCCUGGAAGCCCAGUUCGAUGCUUUCAUCGGGUUCCUCCGGGAGAGCCCCAGCCUGCUGCCCCUCCGGGACCCGUCGGGGGCACCCCCAGCCCUUCUCUUCAGCUGCCAGACUGGAAUUGGCAGGACCAACCUGGGCAUGGUCCUGGGCACCCUCGUGCUCUCUCACUGCAGUAGGAUGACCAAACGGCCAGA